AUGGAGAUCGCAGCCCAACAUUUCAACUCCUCUUCUUCGCCAAUUUUUCUAGGUGUCAGCGAAUUAAACAGCAGCGAUCCCUUCGAAGUGAUCACAAGAGGUAGUACGUUGAUUCCGCUUGUGUCAUGGAUUAGCUGCUUCUUUGUUGCUAAUGGCAUGCAUGCGUGCGUUUGUGGGUUUGCAGCUAAAGAUCUCAUUAGCUGGGGAGCGGAUGCAAUCAUCGGCAUCGGAACAUGGCCCGAGGUCGCAACGGUACUAUCUCUUGCCGCAACACCAACCUGGUCAUCGACCAUGCCGUUCGUGGUUCAGAUGUCGUAUCCAGCCACUGGCGAGGUGCGCUGCCUUGCUGCCAUCAUAAGAUCGUUUAACUGGAGGCGAGUCAUCGUCAUCUACGAAAAAGAUAUAUAUGGCAGUUCCUCCGGAGUCCUCGCUCUCUUUUCCGAUGCUCUUCGAGACAGUGGUUCACAGAUCGACUACCAUAUAGCCUUCCCACCAUUGCGCACAGUCUCUAACGCAACCGAUAUGAUCCGCCGAACGUUGACGGGCAUUCCGCGACAGCUAUCGAAGGUGUUCGUCCUCAUCCGAUCCUCACUAGAGCUGACCGUGGAAUUGUUCGAGCAGGCAAACGAUAUGGGAAUGAUGGCCAAGGAUCAUGUAUGGAUCGUGAAUGACGACGUCACCGCCCUCCUCGACUCCACUCUCACCCCUUCCUUCAUCUCUUCCUACAUGCAAGGCGUGAUCGGAAUCAGCACCUACUUCAACACCACCACCAGCUCCUACCACGCCUUCUCUUCUGAUUUCCGGCGUCGAUUCAAGCAAGAGUACGAGCUCAAAGGGGAGCAUCUUUUCGAACCAGGGAGGCAUGCAGUCGGAGCAUAUGAUGCAGUGCACGCUAUCGCCAACGCAGCAGCAGCAAUAGCAACUAAGGCUGAGACCGGAAGUGUCACAACGUUACAAGAUGGGAAGCUGCAGCCUACUGGAUUCUGCAUGGAUGUCUUCCGGGAGAUUCUGAAACACCUCGACUAUGAUCUAAUUUAUGAGUUCGAAGCUUUCAAUGGCUCCUAUGAUGAUCUCGUUAAUAAGGUCCCUUCCCAGGAAGUGGAUGCUGUGGUGGGGGACAUCACAAUCCUAGCAAAGCGGGCAGUGAAUGCUACGUUUACUGAGCCCUUCCUCUCAUCCGGCCUUUCCAUGUUGGUCCCUGUGAAGCCUAACCACACGCCAUGGAUGCUCACGAAGCCAUUCACCAAGGAGGUGUGGUUUCUGAUCCUUGCCACCCUCGUCUACACUGGGGGCGUCGUCUGGUACCUGGAGCGCGAGAGCAACCCCGAGUUCCACGGCACUCCGUGGGUGCAGCUCGGAGCUACGCUUUGGCUAAUCCUCUCCAGCAUCUUCUUCGCCCACGAUAGGGUUUAUAGCUAUUACACGAAAACAGUGGUUAUAGUUUGGCUUGUCGUGGUGUUGAUCUUGACGACCAGCUUCACGGCCAACCUCAGCUCCAUUUUAAUCAUUGAGAAGCUGGAACCGGUGCCACCAGGCGGUAGGGUUGGCUGUGAUGGAGACUCGUUCGUUCUCAAGUACCUUCAGCAAGUGUUGCUCUAUAACAAUAGCAGAAUUGAGACGAUUGGCGAACCAGAAGAAUACGUCAAAGCCUUCAAGAGUGGGAACAUCACGGCGGCCUACCUCGAGACGCCGUAUCUCAGGGUCUUCCUCUCCCAGCAUCAAGAUUUCAGUGUCACUGGGGAGACACACAGGCUCGGAGGCUUGGGCUUUGUGUUCCCGAAACAUUCUCUUCUGGCGGACGACUUCUCCGAAGUCAUACUACAACUAGCAGAGAACGGGAGACUGAAAGAGCUGGAAAACAAAUGGUUCACCUUUACCUUGUCCAACUCCCCCCCACUGGACGACAAGAGGGAGAGAGACAGCCUCGGCCUGGACUGCUUCUGGGCACUUUUCCUCUUCACGGGCUGCACCUCCACCAUCGUCUUGCUUCUGAACGGGACCGGCACAUCGGUAGCAGUCCUGCGCCGCAGCUUUAUGGUGCUUUGGCGUUCCACCAGAAAUCUCAGUCCAAGAGAAGGUUUAGAGCUUCCCAAGUUGGUACCGAUAUCUUCACACCAAGAAGAUAAUCAUCAUGCAAACACUACUGAUAUCGUUUAA
Molecule: messenger RNA, 2157 nt
Organism: Musa acuminata subsp. malaccensis (wild Malaysian banana)
Lineage: Eukaryota; Viridiplantae; Streptophyta; Magnoliopsida; Zingiberales; Musaceae
Source: RefSeq, a predicted model, not a curated record